AUGAAAAACAUAUUCUGCUAUUUAUAUGAUUCGGAUGAAUUUAUAGCACGCAAUUCAACAUUCUUGCAGCCGAACACAAUGUGUUCAAACUUACGGGUCCGAUCUUUUAAUGAAAUGAUAAAGAAUGUUCAUUUCAAAUAUAAUGUGACAGUGUUCGUGCAGAAUCCUCUCUCACGCUUUCUGAACGCUUAUCUAGCCAAUUGUAUCAAAAAAACAGACUCUUCUGAGAAUGCUUGCUUCGGUUGUAAUCCGGGAGAGCUUGAGUGCGUGGUAAACCAACUCAAAAGUUCAGUCAAUGAAACUGAGCGUCAUGCUGAUACUCAAACUUUAAUGUAUUGUAAUAUGCCGAACAUCUACAAGCAAGCCUACUUCGUUAAGUUCCCAAUUGAUCAUAGAGAGAGGUCGUCAUACUUAGGUGACGUAGCAGAUAUUCUUUUAAAUUCGGAAGUGCCGCAGGAGAAAGUUGACUUCAUCAAGAAAACUCUGAGAGAGAACUUCAACGAUGAGAUGUCUACCGAAGAAAACGGUUUAAGGAGAGAAGUGAUAGACAAUUUCAAAAACAACACAAUGUUGUUAAGAAGCUUGAUGGAGAUUUAUAGAGAAGACUUUGAAAUAUUCGAUAUUUCGAAUCCUAACUUAGAAGUGGAAGACAUAUUUUGA
Messenger RNA from Auanema sp. JU1783, 660 nucleotides. NCBI's taxonomy places the organism in Eukaryota, Metazoa, Nematoda, Chromadorea, Rhabditida, Rhabditidae. The record is from the annotation of a GenBank genome assembly.